Messenger RNA from Nannospalax galili (Upper Galilee mountains blind mole rat), 2932 nucleotides. RefSeq names its product ORAI calcium release-activated calcium modulator 2 (gene Orai2). The record is from RefSeq and is a predicted model, not a curated record. The transcript has 3 exons. The coding region runs from base 888 to 1640 and encodes 250 amino acids. Gene Ontology annotation, biological process: store-operated calcium entry. NCBI's taxonomy places the organism in Eukaryota, Metazoa, Chordata, Mammalia, Rodentia, Spalacidae. Gene Ontology annotation, molecular function: store-operated calcium channel activity. Gene Ontology annotation, cellular component: membrane.
GUACCAGAACACGGGCACAUGACAGUGGCAACACCGCUGAAAAAAAUGACUCCCCUUUUACUUCUGUGGCACAGAUUCCCUGGCCCCACUCUGAGCCAUGUGACUGUGCUAGCUUCUGUCCCAGAAGUUAAAGUCACAGGGACUCUUCAUUCCUGGAAAGCUAAAAUGAAGAGUCCACUCCCCUAAGCACACAGCCUGGCCAAGUGUUGGGAAGUCUGUGUUGGGGCUGGCUGUAUGGUUUUGUGAUUUGUUUUUAGCUCCGGUCACCUGUGUGUCAUCUAUCCUAGUUUAAACCUGUAUCCCAGACCUUGUGAGCCUUCCCUCCUGCUCCAUGGAAGCUACUGAGGGCAGAGCUGGGCCCCGAAGCCUCACUCAGUCCAGCCCCUGCUUGUGCUACAUCAGCUGUAGACAAGUCCCUUCCUAUCUCUGCCAGUUUGCCUGGACGAGGGCUGAGAGACAUUCAGCGUGUGUCCAGCUUGAGAAUGACUAAAGGAAGGGACCCCAGGCUGGCUGCUGAGAGGGUGAAGCCUCUGCAAAGGGGUUAUCAGCACCUCAGCUGACUUGUCUAUCUUUAGGCUGUUAUUUGUUUGUGGAAAUGGAGCAAUUAGAUGGCGUCACUGAGGCGGGUAGGUGAUACUGCCAGACUCCCCCCAAAGCCACAAUGACGGGGGGUCAUGAAGUAAUGCCCUCACUAAGGGCUUAUGGGUGGAGAGAAGUCUGGAACUGAACCCCAGGCCAGAUAUAGUGUAACUUCUUGUCUCAAAAAACCUCAGGCGUCUGCGACCAUCCCACCUUGAACUCGCCCAGUCUCGCCUGAUCUCGGGAGGGAACGAACCUUGUGUAUGAGGAUCCUGGUCACCUACAAGGUAUAAAGCCUGGCUCCCAUCAUGAGUGCCGAGCUCAAUGUGCCUGUGGAUCCCUCCACCCCUGCCUGCCCUGAGCCUGGCCAGAAGGGCAUGGAUUACCGUGACUGGGUCCGCCGCAGCUACUUGGAACUAGUCACUUCCAACCACCAUUCAGUGCAGGCCCUGUCCUGGAGGAAGCUCUACCUGAGCAGGGCCAAACUGAAAGCCUCCAGCCGGACCUCGGCCCUUCUCUCUGGCUUCGCCAUGGUGGCCAUGGUGGAAGUACAGCUGGAGACACAGUACCAGUACCCGCAGCCACUGCUCAUCGCCUUUAGCGCCUGUACCACAGUGCUGGUGGCCGUGCACCUGUUUGCGCUGCUUAUCAGCACAUGCAUCCUGCCCAACGUGGAAGCGGUGAGCAACAUCCACAACCUCAACUCCAUCAGCGAGUCACCACACGAACGCAUGCACCCCUACAUUGAGCUGGCGUGGGGCUUCUCCACUGUGCUAGGCAUCCUGCUCUUCCUGGCUGAGGUGGUGCUGCUGUGCUGGAUCAAGUUCCUCCCAGUGGAUGCCAGGGGCCAGCUGGGCUCCAGUGGCCACACUGGCUGGCAGGCAGCACUGGUGUCAACCAUCAUCAUGGUGCCCGUGGGCCUCAUCUUCGUGGUCUUUACCAUCCACUUCUACCGUUCGCUGGUGCGGCACAAGACGGAGCGUCACAACCGUGAGAUCGAAGAACUGCACAAGCUCAAAGUGCAGUUGGAUGGGCAUGAGAGAAGCCUGCAGGUGGUAUGAGUGGCCAGGGGCUGCCAGACAAGCACUAGCUGCUGAGAACCACCGCAGCGGGUUGCUAAGCAGGCUGCCCAGACGCCGCCUGAUAGUUCCAGACCAAAGUUUUACUCCCGUCUAAGCAUGGAUAAGGGUCUCUUGGAAUGGAGACACUAACCAGUUCAACAUGGAGGCUGCACCACUAACAGGUGCAGGGCACAUGGCCCUGGGGACUUCCUGGCUUAGGGGCAGGUCCUGGCAAGGGGUCCCAGCAGCACCAGAUAUCACAGGAGAUCCCAGAGAUCUGGACCUUAUAACCAAUAGGGUAGGGCUAUGAGUUCAGAAGAUAGAUUGUGCAGCUGGGGAUGUAGCUCAGUUGGUAACACACUUGCCUAGCAUGCAUAAGGCCCUGGGUUUGAACAUCAGCACUGCAUAAACUGGGCAUGGUGGUGCAGGCUUGUCAUCCUAGUACUAGGGUUGUGGAACCAGGAGGAUCAGGAGUUCAAAGUCAUCCUCUUCUACAUAGUGACUUUGAGGUUAGCCUGGGCUCCACGAGACCGUCAUAACAAGUUGCUCCUGAAUGCAGCGGUAGGCCUGGUGGUUGGUGCUGGAUCAUGGUAACUUUGGUGCAGCUUAGCUUGGUUCUUCCUUCUCAGCCCUGGAGGGAUUGGGGUGGCAUGGCUUGUGGCUAAGGUAGGGAGAGUAGGAGCCUGGGCCACACAGCAGCUCAGUAAGUGUGGCAGGUUGCCAGGCCCUAUGGGAGAUUGCUGAGUGUGGAAGGCCUGGUACGGUAGAAGUGAUAGGUCAUCAUGCAGGGUGCCUAUUUAAAGAAGUCAAGUUCAUGGAGGAUGUUCUGAAAUGCAAAAAGCUGAUUCCCUUUUCCUGCCACCUUGGAGCCUGACUGGUCACAGAUGGUCCACCCAAGUCCCCAAUGGCCCCCAGGUGUUGAAGGAUCUUCUGGGGGCCCUGUGUUAGCCAGGGCCAUCCUGGCCUGCCAGCCACAGACAGAUGUUCCUCGGGAUAGCACUGAGCAACUGCAGGGAAGAGGAAUCCUCAGCAUCUCAUGGCUUGGCCUGCCAGGACACUCAGUGUGUGCAAAUCCCUGCCCCCAUGUUUACACAGCUGUGCAUGAGCUUGGCAUUGUCACUACACACUUCUGGCCACCCAGCUGGCACUGUUGUCUGCACCCCAUGGUACAGCACCUGCUUGUGUGGGAGCUGCUGCACUGCGUACAGCGGGGACACUGUGUUUACUCAAUUUUGCAGUGUCGCUGGCUUUGUCUUAUAUUCUGUAUAUAAAUGGUCAUUGAGCUUCUGCUU